AUUUGGGUUUGAAAUCUGUGGAUAAGUUUUGCUACAUGGAACAAUAAGUGGUAGUGAAUAUCUUAGCUUUGGUAGAUAAGACUUGUCUUGGAGGAAGUCUUGAAUCUGGAAACUUAUUUUGGAGUCAUCUUGUCACAACAACCUAAACCUAAUUAGUACCCUCCACGAACAUUAAAAGUUAGAUGAUCAGUCAAAACUUCUCAACAAGAGACCGAACACAAGCUCUUUCUAUAUAAAUACUCUCUCACACUGACACAGAGAUUCAUCACACUCUCUUGAUCACUCACUGCAUCAACAAUGGCCGGAGGGAAGACUGUGUUGGCUGGUGGGAACACAAAGAGCUGGAAACUACUCUUGGGGCUGAGAAUUUUUGCAUUCAUGGCUACUUUAGCUGCAGCCAUUGUAAUGGCCCUGAACAAAGAGACAAAGACCUUGGUUGUGGCCACCAUCGGUACUGUUCCUAUUAAAGCCACUUUAACCGCUAAGUUUCAGCACACACCGGCUUUUGUGUUCUUUGUUAUAGCUAAUGUAAUGGCGAGCUUUCACAACUUAUUGAUGAUUGCUCUUCAGAUUUUUAGCCCGAAACUGGAGCACAAAGGUCUCCAUGUCCUCUCUAUCGCCAUUCUCGACAUGCUAAACGCAACUCUAGUAUCUGCGGCUGCAAACGCGGCAGUGUUCGUAGCGGAGCUGGGGAAGAACGGAAACAAACACGCCAAGUGGAACAAAGUCUGCGACAGGUUUGCCACUUACUGUGAUCACGGCGCUGGAGCACUCAUAGCCGCCUUCGCUGGAGUGAUUCUUAUGAUUUUAGUCUCCGGCGUCUCCAUCUCCCGCCUCUUAUUCAACUCUAACAAGUUCUCCACCACCAAAGCCCCUGCCACCGCCACCGACGUUCCCUAAUACAUGGCGGCCAAAAUACAGCGAUAAGUAUUACAUGUGUGUGUGUGUGUGUGUUAGAUGUUGUCGUCGUCUCAAGUCUCAACUCUCAAGUCACUAUCAGAUUGUCUAAUGCAUUCCCCUGUUCUAUCACUUUCGUAUUUGUUCGAGUUUUCAUUCCUCUCUAA
Camelina sativa (false flax) is the source of this 1064-nucleotide messenger RNA. RefSeq names its product CASP-like protein 1B2. The record is from RefSeq and is a predicted model, not a curated record. NCBI's taxonomy places the organism in Eukaryota, Viridiplantae, Streptophyta, Magnoliopsida, Brassicales, Brassicaceae.